Acanthisitta chloris (rifleman) is the source of this 949-nucleotide messenger RNA. Its product is annotated as protein Hook homolog 3-like. Gene Ontology annotation, cellular component: centrosome; cytoplasm. The annotation marks the transcript as partial. Gene Ontology annotation, molecular function: dynein light intermediate chain binding; microtubule binding. Lineage: Eukaryota; Metazoa; Chordata; Aves; Passeriformes; Acanthisittidae. Gene Ontology annotation, biological process: cytoplasmic microtubule organization; cytoskeleton-dependent intracellular transport. The record is from RefSeq and is a predicted model, not a curated record. The transcript has 8 exons.
GGAGAAACUCAUUCGCCUUCAGCAUGAGAACAAGAUGUUAAAAUUGAACCAAGAAGGUUCUGACAAUGAAAAGAUUGCCUUGUUGCAGAGCCUUCUUGAUGAUGCAAACUUACGUAAGAAUGAACUGGAGACAGAAAACAGAUUGGUAAAUCAGAGACUUCUAGAAGUCCAGUCCCAGGUUGAAGAACUACAAAAAUCUUUGCAGGAUCAAGGUUCAAAAGCUGAAGAUUCAAGCCUUCUGAAAAAGAAACUCGAAGAACAUCUUGAGAAGCUGCAUGAAGCUAACAAUGAGCUACAGAAGAAACGAGCUAUUAUUGAAGAUUUGGAACCAAGAUGCAAUAACAGUUCACUUAAAAUUGAAGAAUUACAAGAAGCUUUACGGAAAAAAGAGGAGGAAAUGAAGCAAAUGGAAGAACGAUACAAAAAGUAUUUGGAAAAGGCCAAAAGCGUUAUCCGCACAUUAGAUCCUAAACAGAACCAGGGUGCUGCUCCUGAGAUUCAGGCACUGAAAAAUCAACUGCAGGAGCGGGACAGAAUGUUUCAUUCCCUGGAGAAAGAAUAUGAGAAAACAAAAAGUCAAAGGGAAACGGAGGAGAAAUUAAUCGUUAGUGCCUGGUACAAUAUGGGGAUGACUCUGCACAAAAAAGCGGCAGAAGACAGACUGGCCAGUACAGGCUCAGGACAGUCCUUCCUGGCUAGGCAAAGACAAGCCACGAGCACAAGGAGAUCUUACCCUGGUCAUGUCCAGCCAGCAACAGCAAGGUAGAGAAGCCUUGCCCUUAGAGAGAAAACUGCCCUGUGAUUCAGGCCACUUUCUGUUGCAAGUGACAACAUUCAAGGAAAAUCAACCAGCAUCCUUUCUCUUUCUCCCUUGUUACCGCUAUUAUUUUACAGUUCAGGAAAAGGUUUUAUUAUGGUUUCUCAUUGUUCUGUAAUGCCCUUUGCUUAU